This is a messenger RNA of Sorex fumeus (smoky shrew), 1983 nucleotides long. RefSeq names its product double C2 domain alpha (gene DOC2A). The transcript is spliced from 11 exons. Lineage: Eukaryota; Metazoa; Chordata; Mammalia; Eulipotyphla; Soricidae. Bases 80 to 1285 code for a protein of 401 amino acids. The record is from RefSeq and is a predicted model, not a curated record. Gene Ontology annotation, cellular component: membrane.
CCGCCGCCGCCGCCGCCGCCGCCCGCGCCCCCCGCGCCGCUGCGCACCUGUUGGCGCCCGAGACAGCCAGGGCGGCUGCAUGAGGGGCCGCAGGGGUGACCGCAUGGCCAUCAACAUCCAGGAGCACAUGGCCAUCAACGUGUGCCCCGGGCCCAUCCGCCCCAUCCGCCAGAUCUCCGACUAUUUCCCCCGCCGGGCGGCCGGGCCCGAGGGGGGCGGCAGGGGCUGCGCCGAGGGCCCGGCGGGGCUGGCGCCGCUCGCCCUGGCGCCCCCCGCCGCGCUGCUGGGCGCCACCACGCCGGAGGACGGGGCCGAGGUGGACAGCUACGACUCGGACGACACCACCGCCCUGGGCAUGCUGGAGUUCGAUCUGCUGUACGACCAGGCCUCCUGCACGCUGCACUGUAGCAUCCUCAGAGCCAAGGGCCUCAAGCCCAUGGACUUCAACGGCCUGGCGGACCCCUAUGUCAAGCUGCACCUGCUGCCGGGAGCCUGCAAGGCCAACAAGCUGAAAACGAAGACUCAGAGGAAUACGCUGAAUCCCGUGUGGAAUGAGGACCUGACCUACAGCGGGAUCACGGAUGAUGACAUCACCCACAAGGUGCUCAGGAUCUCUGUCUGUGACGAGGACAAGUUGAGCCACAAUGAAUUCAUUGGGGAGAUCCGUGUACCCCUCCGCCGCCUCAAGCCUUCCCAGAAGAAGCAUUUUAACAUCUGCCUGGAGCGCCAGGUCCCGCUGGCUUCACCCUCCUCCAUGUCGGCAGCCCUGAGAGGCAUCUCAUGUUACCUGAAGGAGCUGGAACAGGUGGAACAAGGGCCAGGGCUGCUGGAGGAGCGCGGACGCAUCCUGCUGAGCCUCAGUUACAGCACGCAGCGCCGGGGGCUGCUGGUGGGCAUCCUACGUUGUGCCCACCUGGCUGCCAUGGAUGUCAAUGGCUACUCAGACCCCUAUGUCAAGACAUACCUGCGGCCCGAUGUGGAUAAGAAAUCCAAGCAUAAGACCUGCGUGAAGAAGAAGACACUAAACCCGGAGUUUAAUGAGGAGUUCUUCUAUGAGAUGGAGCUCUCUGCUCUAGCCACCAAGACGCUGGAAGUCACGGUCUGGGACUACGACAUUGGCAAAUCCAAUGACUUUAUCGGUGGCGUGUCCCUGGGGCCAGGAGCCCGGGGGGAGGCCCGGAAGCACUGGAGCGACUGUCUGCAGCAGCCGGAUGUGGCCCUGGAGCGCUGGCACACCCUGACCAAUGAGCUGCCGCCAGCAGCCGGGGCGCUUUCCUCAGCCUGAGGUGGGCAGAGGCCUCCAGCACAUGCCCUUGGCCCAGGGCCUGGCCCCAAGCCCUUCGCACGAGUGUGUUGCACGUUUACAUGGGGCGCACGCCCCGCCCUGCACUACCUGUCUUAUUUUGUGAGAGUCUCCGUGACCGUGGGUCUGUCUUCUUGUGAGGGACUGUGGAGAUCUGUAUUCACAUAUGCAAACUUCCUCCUGCCUGACUCGCUACUUCGCAAAUAUGCAAACCUCCCAUCCUGUGCCCCCCCACCCCUGGGGGUCCGGUCAGUGCCCCCGCAGGCUCCAGCUGCUGCUCCUUUCUCCUGCCUCUCCAGGCUGCCCCAUCCCCUUCCCUACACAGGGAAGAGGAUGGAUUAGGGGGGGUUUGGAGGAGGAGAAUUUCCAGACAAGCAAAGGACAAAAUAAACCGGAGCCACUCCUUUAAUAGAGAAUCUUCAUUAAGAACACCUCGCCCUGUACAGCUGCCCUCUACAGGGGCCACCACAAGGUCUCUGUCCCUCUCAAGGGGACAGAUGCUCCCGGCCACUCCCUCCAAGUACUGUCCCGAUGGGGCCGGGAUGGGAGCACAGGGCCCCUGUCCCCUGGUGAGGGUCACCUCCCGGGGACAUCAGUGCAUGUUUACGCCUUUUCUGAUUGUGUCAGUGGCCGUAGCAUGGCAACUGGGCAUCAAUAAAUGAAUAAACGUCUCUGCGGAA